This is a messenger RNA of Kickxella alabastrina, 2766 nucleotides long. RefSeq names its product kinase-like domain-containing protein. NCBI's taxonomy places the organism in Eukaryota, Fungi, Kickxellomycota, Kickxellomycetes, Kickxellales, Kickxellaceae. The transcript has 5 exons. The record is from RefSeq and is a predicted model, not a curated record. Gene Ontology annotation, molecular function: protein kinase activity; ATP binding; protein binding. Gene Ontology annotation, biological process: regulation of cytokinesis; mitotic cell cycle; protein phosphorylation. Gene Ontology annotation, cellular component: cytoplasm; spindle pole; centrosome. The coding region runs from base 356 to 2590 and encodes 744 amino acids.
GCGUCGCGUUUUAAUAUCACUUUUUCCCUUUCCUUCCUCUCCUCUUUCCUUUUCGCUGUACAGAAUUUACGCCUUGUGUAAUAAAAAUAUUUUUUCCUUUUCAAUUUCGACCUCCCUAUUUUUUCCUCUUCCUCCUAUCUUUCACAUUCACCCCUAUUUUUUGCAACACCGACUGCUAUUCUUGUCAUAAUCCAUUUACAACGCUGUGCACUCUCACCUCACAACAGGCACUUUUGUCUGGCCAAUAAAACACACCAAAAAAAUCUCACAGGGCGACUGUUUCUACACGUGAAGGCGCACCUAAAACAUUUACACUCAUUCAUUUGCAUUGCCAGCCAAACCAUACAAAAAUAGCAUGCCAAUGGCCAUGACCGCACCACCCUUGCAAGAGCCGUGGCCGACUAGCAGCGAUCUGUUUAUCUGCCCGGACGGAAUUCCAGUGCCAUCAGUUUUCAAGUACAAGAAUAGGAAUAAGGAGGAGCGCGAGUACCAGAUAGUUUCGUGGCUAGGAAAAGGCGCAUUCGGCCGCUGUUUCGAGGUGAAGAACCUGAGGGAGCCGGGCAUGCGGAACCGGGCGUGCAAAACAUUGGACAAAAUCACGUUUACCGCUCCCAAGGUGGUCGACCGCGUCAAAUCGGAGAUGCGGGUUAUGCGCAAACUGCCGAUGCACGAAAACGUUGUUGCAUUAUAUGAUGUGUUUGAGGACCCCGAACGACUGUGCUUUUUGAUGGAGAUGUGCACGAGUCUAACGCUGCACGACCUGUUACAGCAGCGCAAGCGGCUGACGGAGUUUGAGGCGCGGUACUUCAUGUACCAGUUGAGCUGCGGGAUGGCGGUGUUGCACGAUGCCAAUAUUAUCCACCGGGACAUCAAGCACAGCAACCUGCUGCUGGACAGCAUGAACCGCAUCAAGAUCUGUGACUUUGGCAUGUCAGUGAUUAUAGACGCAAAGUCCGACCGCAAGACGUCGUUUCUGGGGAGAGGGCACAGCUUUGGGGUCGAUGUGUGGGCGGCCGGCAUCAUGCUGUAUGUAAUGCUGUACGGGCGGGCGCCGUUCAACGCCCCGCGCACUAAUGUUCCGACCAACGACAUAAAGGCGCUCUAUAGGAAAAUCGUCAGCGAUGGUAUUGUUUUCCCGCCGGAUCCCCAGACAUCAGACUUGGUGUGCAAUCUAAUCAACAAACUGUGCUGCAAAGACGAGGAGCGGCGGAUCAGCGCAAGGGAUAUUCCCUUGGAUGCCUGGUAUUCCAUGCAGACGAAUGAGCAGACUCCCGGAUACAUGCCGCAUGCCAUAUUCCACCGGCCCAUCAAUAAUAUGGACGAGUACAAUGCAAUGGUGUUUGCAGACCUGAGGGCUGGCACCCAGACUGUUGAGAACGUGUCUGCUAGUGCGCGCGCUCUGGCAGGUGCCUCCGAAAAGAUAUUUGCUAGCGAUAAGCGGCCCAUGCGCCGGCAGCCGUUGGAGUCGAUACCUGAGAAUGACAACCGGCCGAUAUCUACUGGUGGGUCCCGAGUUUACAAAGGCGCUGCGUCGGCGGCUGGGGCGGGGGCGCGUGUGCUUCGACACCAGCCGGCUGUUUCUUCAGUGGGAAAUAAAGAGAACCAGAACGUGGGGAGCCCGUUCAAUAGAGUGCGGCUGGACACAAGGUAUCUUGCCGAGGCGCAGACAUCGCAUGGCACUGGCAGCGGCGUCAGCAGCGGCAGUGCAGCUAGGCUACCGGCCAGAGAUUACGUGCCUUCACCACUUGCUAACAGAUCGCAUGUGCGCUUCCAGUUGCAUGCGCCGAGCAGCACGCCGUCGAACUUGAGCUGUCAGGUAAAUGCCGAGUUUGGGCGGGUCGCGAAGCUCUCCGAGGAGUACAUUCCAUCGAUCCUCGAGUGGAAAACCCGGCUGCAAAAGUUUUGCCAACAGACAGAGCUGUACCUGAGGCAACCGUCAAAGAAGCUGGAGUACGAGCUGUCGCGUAUUCCCGAGCACAAGGAAAAGUAUCCGCGGGUUGGCAUAUACGUGGUCAACUGGAUGGUGAUGGCCAGGUACGGGCUGGGAUUCCGGCUGAGCGACAAGUCCAUGGGCACGCUGUUCAAUGACAACACGUCUCUGCUUAAUGACUGCGCAUCCAACAGCUAUGUGUACGUGCGGCCGUUCGAGAACCGGUCGAGCAUUGGCUACUAUUCGAAUGAUAAUUUCCCAAUGCAACUAGACAAGAAGCGGCGGCUGCUUGGUUCAUUUGCGCAAAAGAUCACCAAGAGCUUUUCAGCACGUGUCGACCGAGACAUUUGCCCGCAUACGGCGCCGUCAAGGAACAUCAAUUGCUUGCUUCAGGCUGUGUCGACGAAUAUUGGCAUGGUGUUUAUGCUGACCGGGAACGUUCUGCAGUUUAAUAUGCGCAAUCAUUCAAAGCUAUUCUUGUACAGAGAUGCACACAUUUUCUAUAAGGACGCGGAUGGACACAAGUGGCAUUUCGAUAUCGAGAAAGGCCCGGCCAUGCUGAUUCGCGACACAAAUAUUGACAUUGAGCAAUUUUUGCUGUGCCUCGGGUAUGCGCAAAAGGUUGUGGCAACUUGGAAUCUGCCAUCGCAAAAGGAAUAGCAGCAGCAGUGAAGGGAAAAUGGUAUCCUUGCUUGCUUGCCACUUUUUACCGUAAUCUUUUCCAUCCCCUUUAGUGUAUGAAUAUUAAAAAGCGUCAUCGUCAUUAAUUUGUAAAUUUUGCAAACUUUUUUGCAGCCAAGCCAAGCCAAGCCAAGCCAAGCCAAGCCAAGCCAAGC